GAAUCUUCACUACAAACGGCGUCCGUGGUGUUACGUAAGGAAAAACCGGAAGAUUGUGUGGGAGUACUGUGGUAUUCCACGUUGUGGUUCAGAGUCUUCCCCACCUUCGCCUGAAACACCACCGCCCCCGCCGGCGCCCACUACGCCAGAGCCAGCUGCAGAGUCCACGUGUGGCCAGCGCUCCCGCAGAAAGCACUUGAAAAUCGUGGGUGGAACAGUUGCCACUGUGGAAACGCACCCGUGGAUCGCUGCCAUAUUUUGGCGAAGCAAAUCCAAGGAGACGGUGUUCCGUUGUGGGGGCAGUCUGAUCUCGUCCUGCUGGGUCCUCUCAGCCGCCCACUGCUUCCCUGACGGCUCCCACAGAAAGCCGCGCCGCUUCUCCGUCAUCCUGGGAAAAAAUGCGAUGAAUGAGACAGACAGGACUGCGGAGCAAAAUUUCAAGGUGGAAGAAAUCAUCCUCCAUGAGGGGUUUGACAACAGUGACGGAGACUUCAACAACGACAUCGCUCUGCUGAGGCUGAGGGACAGACAGGGGAGGUGUGCAAAAGACAGCAAAUUUGUGAAGACGGUCUGUCUGCCGCCGCCGCAGCAGAGGCUCCAGGCCGGAGUCACCUGUGACAUCGCUGGAUACGGGAAAGAGAAAUACGGUUUGUGGUACAAGUCUAAUUUCCUCAGAGAGGCUCAGGUGAACCUCCUCGCCGACGAUGUGUGUCGACACGAGGACUAUUAUGGAAACAUGAUCAGUGAUAACAUGUUUUGUGCCGGUCGUCCCGACUGGAGCCGCGACGCCUGCGAGGGAGACUCCGGAGGGCCGCUGGUGUGCCAGGUCGGCAGCAGGCUCUUCCUGUUCGGAGUCGUCAGCUGGGGCGAAGGUUGCGCCCAGGAGAAUCGACCCGGCGUUUACACCAGAGUGACCAACUACAACCGAUGGAUAGCAGAGAAGACGGGGCUGCCGUCCAUCGCUGCCGGAUCCAUGUUUCCUCAGAAGUGAAAGUAUUUUAUAUUUUUCUUAACAAAUCCCAUGAAAAGAACGAAACCAAUGAUGAAUGUAUCUAUUAGAAAGAAAGGCCGGGUCUAGGCAUGCUCCACCUGCCCCACUCACCCCAAACAUAGAUGUCUUUAGCUCCCAAAAAUUCUCACUUUGAGCGUGUUUUUGUCACUAUAGCAAGGACACUUAACUUGCCUGUGCAUGCUUCUAGGAUUUAAGUUAAUUUCUUGGAUUUUAGGACAUUUCUAGGAUUUGGGGACAUUUCUCAGAUGUUAGGAC
Plectropomus leopardus (leopard coralgrouper) is the source of this 1267-nucleotide messenger RNA. The record is from RefSeq and is a predicted model, not a curated record. Lineage: Eukaryota; Metazoa; Chordata; Actinopteri; Perciformes; Serranidae.